GGGGCAGGGGUGGGGGUGGGGAAGUAGGUCCAGAAGCCAAGACCCCGGCAGGCGUUGAGGGCUUUGUGGGUUCCUCUGUUUUUAACCCCCUUUCCGGAGAAGGACACUAAGGCAGAGCGGGCGAGGGAGCAGCCCAGGUCUUGGGAGGCCUCCAGAUCGGUGGGGAUCCACCUUUCUAAAGGGGGAAGGUUCAAGGUCAGAAGGAGAAGCAGCUCCAGCCCCCCUUUCCAGGAGACAGAGGAGAGGCAAGGGGGGAGGCUCCGCUUUUGGAGUCGCCCCCCCCCUCCCACCGCCGGAACCCUGGGUCUUGGGGUGGCUGUAGUGGUGCAGAGUGGGCUGCGGUGGCUCCAGGGUUGCCUCGGCCCACGGUUCCCCUCCUUGCAGGCCGCCGUCGGCUGCUGGGCUCCCCCCACCAUGUUCUCGGUGCUCUCCUAUGGCAGGCUGGUGGCCCGGGCCGUCCUGGGCAGCCUUUCUCAGACGGACUCUCGAGAUUACAGCCUGGUGACGGCCAGCUGUGGCUUCGGCAAGGACUUCCGCAAGGGCAUCUUGAAGAAGGGCAUGUGUUACGGGGACGAUGCCUGCUUCGUGGCGCGGCACCGGUCGGCGGAUGUGCUAGGGGUCGCGGAUGGCGUCGGUGGCUGGCGAGACUACGGCGUGGACCCUUCUCAGUUCUCAGGGACUCUCAUGCGCACUUGUGAACGCUUGGUCAAGGAGGGGCGGUUUGUGCCGAGCAAUCCUGUGGGCAUCCUCACCACAAGCUACUGUGAGCUGCUGCAGAACAAAGUCCCUCUGCUCGGGAGCAGCACCGCCUGCAUUGUCGUCCUGGAUCGGACGAGUCACCGCCUGCACACUGCCAACUUGGGCGACUCGGGGUUCUUGGUCGUCCGAGGCGGGGAGGUCGUGCAUCGGUCCGACGAGCAGCAGCACUAUUUCAACACUCCGUUCCAGCUGUCCAUCGCGCCGCCCGAAGCGGAAGGGGUCGUCCUCAGCGACAGUCCAGAUGCUGCCGACAGCACCACCUUUGACGUCCAGCUGGGGGACAUCAUCCUGACCGCCACAGAUGGGCUGUUUGACAACAUGCCAGACUACAUGAUCCUUCAGGAGCUUAAGAAGCUAAAGAAUUCAAAUUAUGAAAGCAUCCAGCAGACAGCAAGAAGCAUAGCUGAGCAAGCUCACGAACUGGCCUACGAUCCGAACUACAUGUCUCCCUUUGCACAGUUUGCGUGUGACAACGGGCUGAACGUAAGAGGUGGGAAACCAGAUGACAUCACCGUCCUGCUUUCAAUAGUCGCGGAGUAUACAGACUGAUGGGCUGAAAAGAUCCAGUUUGGUGGCUCUGUGUGUUUCCAGCUGUUCCCACCGUCGUACGUACUGUUUCCUGCUGGCGGGAUGGCUUUCUCUGCAGCUGAUCUCAGUGGCUGUUCUGUUAUUACGUCCAUGGCCUCUUUUAAAACACGGCCAAAGUCUCCGUCGUGAUCCGCCGCUGUGGAGUACACUGGGGUACCUCUGCCAGCAAGAAAUAAGAAGGAUUUCAAUACUUGAAGUGUUUUUUUCUUUUUCACAGCUGAGUAGUAAAAAUUGUGUCGUGUUGGGGGAAAAAGGCGGAAGUCAUCAAGGUUACGGCUCUGAAGAGAAUGAGCAGUUAGUAGAAAUUGGCUGUUCUUAAAUGGAAACUUAGAUGGGCUUUUUUCAAAAAAAAAAAAGAUCAAGAGAACCUCCUUGAGGGUGCCAGCGUGUUGUUGGGAAAAACGCUUCGUUUUUCAUCCAUGAAAGGUCACACUGCCGUCCUUCAAGGAACGUAGUAGGAUAGAUGAGGCUUGUGUUUAUACGAGGAUAGAUGAGGCUUGUGUUUAUACGAGUUCUCCACAAGCUUCCAAAUGCACCAAGACCCUUGGUAUAUAGGAUGUCAGCCCCGGAGCCUUGUUGUCUGUUACUAAAUGAGGAGCACAAGGAAAAAGUUUGCAACGCAUGUUGUGCCCUGUGAGUUGUGUGUCGGCCGAGGAGAGAAGCGUAGGGAUGAAAGUGUUUGUCCGUCAUCGUACAGAUGGCAGUUGGGCCUAUCAUCUCUUCAUGUGAGACCUUAGACGAGCAGUUUUCUAAAGAGCUUUUGAGUCCUAAUGAAGUCUGACGAAGCCAGGACAAUGUAAGGGAAUCACGAGAUGCUUUGGCAUCUCGGAAGGGCGAAGGGCAUUGCAAGUGGCGAAUCCUCAGUGCUGAAUCUUCACUUUUGAGUCGGUGGGGGUGGGGGAAUUGCUUGGUUUCAAACGACAUGCCUCUCUGCUCGCGCUCCCGCGGCAGUAAAUAAUCGCACACGUGCAAAAUGCUGGAGAAACAGCAUUUAAAUUUUCGUAGCUGAUACGUAGGAUUUCCAGAAUGAACUUUUAAUGUUUACAGGUAUCUAAUAGCCAUUUCGCAAAAUAGCAUUUCCCUUCAUUUCGUUGGCUCAGUCCAGUUUCUUCAGGAGCUACGACUUUCCCUCCCUCCCCUUUUUUUUAAAAAAGCUCACGUAAAAACCAAUAGCUAUAAAGAUAUAUAUAUUUUGGUCAGUUUUUCAUAACUUUUUUUUUUUUUGCUGAUAGAAAAGUACUUAGAAAUGAAAAGCCAUGUUUUAUAUAGAAGUUGGGUAAUAUUGAUGUUUAGAUGAUGAGCUUGGCCAGUAAGGAAAUCUUCCGUUUUGUGGAAAAAAAAAAACAUGAAAGGGAGCUUUACGGCCAGGCUUAUUGUAUUAAAACUGUACGUUUGAGGUUACCUCAGCCUGUUUUAAAUAUUUUUUGUGGUUGUACUGUAUAUUUGCAUAAUGGUGUCAAGCUUUUUAUUUAUAAUUAUGUCACAUGUACCAUGUACAUGUCACUAUUUCAAUGCAUCCUGCUUCUAACAGGCAUUUAAUUUACCAUCAGAAUGGGCAAAAUCAUUUGGAAGCUGUGUAAUCUACCUUUUCUUUUCUUUUUUUUUCCAAAUUUGGGGCAUGACAGUUUUUUGUAAACGACCUUUAAUUUCUUUUCAGAAUGCCUUAACCACUUAAUUUGAAAAAUGGGAUUAUGAUAAUUAUUUUGGCAUGGAUACAGGGUGGAAUAAAAAGGAAUGAAGACAA
Pogona vitticeps (central bearded dragon) is the source of this 3091-nucleotide messenger RNA. RefSeq names its product protein phosphatase targeting COQ7 (gene PPTC7). Gene Ontology annotation, cellular component: mitochondrion. The record is from RefSeq and is a predicted model, not a curated record. Gene Ontology annotation, molecular function: protein serine/threonine phosphatase activity. Gene Ontology annotation, biological process: protein dephosphorylation. Lineage: Eukaryota; Metazoa; Chordata; Lepidosauria; Squamata; Agamidae.